AUGGAUUCCGACUUGACCGAUGAGCAAGUCGAGGAGCUCAAGCAAGCCUUCGACAUUUUUGACAAGGAUGGCAGUGGCACUAUCACUACCGACGAGCUGCGCAAUGUAUUGACCUCACUAGGGCAAACCCCAUCUGAGGAAGACCUGGAAGAAUUUCUUCAACAGAUGGGUGGUGAUAAUGGGAUUGUUCGCUUUGAUCAAUACUUGAUCUUCAUGGAAAAAUUAAUGUACCCUAAUGGUGCGGUUGAAUGA
Prunus armeniaca (apricot) is the source of this 252-nucleotide messenger RNA. NCBI's taxonomy places the organism in Eukaryota, Viridiplantae, Streptophyta, Magnoliopsida, Rosales, Rosaceae. The record is from the annotation of a GenBank genome assembly.